AUGGACCACAGCGUGAAGGCGAUGACGUCGCCGCGCGUCCUAGCGCGCCUCCUUAACCCGCACCGCUUCGAGAACGACGAGCUCGAGCAACUGUACCAGCGGUACAUCUGCAAGCUGCAGCACUCGAGCGUGGCGGCCGUGGUCGCCCUCUUCGUCCUGCUCACCUUUCUCAUGGCCAACUUGGGACUGGUGUUCACGCAGACGCCCACCGCGCAGAACGUCUACCACGCCGCGCAUUGUUUUCUUUUUGCGCUUUUGCUCGGGUUUUUGCACACCAGGUUCAUGCAGGACGCGUACCUGUUAUGGGUGUGCUACGUGGUGCUGUUCUUUUUGGCAACAUUUUGCGCCCUAGCGCUGCCCCUGUAUCCUGGCGGGGCGGGCGCCAAGGUUUCCGCCGAGGGCACCUGGCAAGUGGUUUUCGUCGUGUUCCUGGCCUACGCGAUGAUGCCACUGAAAUCGUGGGUGGCCGCCCUUUUCGGAACGGCGCUGGCGGCUGCCCACGUCGCCGUCUCGUCGGUGUUCGCCACCGACUUUCCUCAUCUUAGGUGGGAACAGUUAAUAGCAAACGUGUUGGUGUUUGUUUGCGUAAAUGUGGUCGGAAUUUUCAUGCACAACCUGAUGGAACACGCGCAAAGAAAGGCCUUUUUGGACACUAGAAACUGCAUUGCCGCCAGAUUAGAAAUGGAGGACGAAAACGAAAAAUUAGAAAGACUUCUUUUGUCAGUCUUGCCACAACACGUCGCCAUGGAAAUGAAAAACGACAUCAUCUCGCCGGUCGAGGGCCAAUUUCAUAAGAUUUAUAUACAGAAACAUGAAAAUGUCAGCAUUUUGUUUGCAGACAUCGUUGGAUUUACUGUACUUGCGUCUCAGUGCACUGCCCAAGAACUUGUUCGAUUACUAAACGAACUUUUUGGUAGAUUUGAUCAGCUAGCCAAUGACAACCACUGUCUGCGCAUUAAAAUCCUGGGCGACUGCUACUAUUGCGUGUCGGGGCUGCCGGAAGCGCGAUCAGAGCACGCAAAUUGCUGCGUCGAGAUGGGUCUCGACAUGAUCGACGCUAUCGCCAGCGUCGUCGAGGCAACUGAUGUGCAGUUGAACAUGCGCGUGGGCAUCCAUUCGGGGCGAGUGCUGUGUGGCGUGCUAGGAUUGAGGAAGUGGCAGUACGACGUUUGGUCCAACGAUGUGACGUUGGCCAAUAAUAUGGAGGCUGGCGGGGAACCAGGGAGAGUUCACAUAACUCAGGCAACCCUGGACUACCUAGGCGGUGAAUACGAAGUAGAACCUGGUAAUGGUGCGUCCAGAAAUCAAUACCUAAGAGAUCAUUGCGUUACCACUUACUUCAUUGUGCCACCAGCCAGGAGAAGAAAGCCACUGUUGUUCAACACGCUUCAGGUGCGGUCGGCGUUGGGCGCCGCGCAGCGCAGGAAGCUCAGCUUCAAGAACGUCUCCAACGUGGUGGUGCAGCUGCUGCACUCGAUCAAGUACUCCAUGGAGGUUCCCUUCAGCAACAUCGCGCUGCAGACGGAGAUGAAGACUGCAAACGCGAGAAAGGUGCUAGAACUGCAGCGAGUGCUCCAUGCAGAAAUUUCACGCCCUCAAGAACUGACCACAACAACCAUCACCACUCCUUACCCCGAUAACGUGGCCAAUAAUAAGGUAACAGAGAAAUUCAAAAGGCCGUUUAAAAAACGCCACUCCAGCGUUUAUCACCAACCUUCGAACAGAGUCAACAAAUAUUUGGCGCAGGCCAUCGAGGCGAGAAGUGUGGACAGGGAGAAAUCCACUCAUGUAAAUUUGUUCACGCUGUGUUUUAAAGAUAGCAACAAAGAGAAUCAGUACCAUGACGAUUUGGAUGUUGGCUACAGCUCAGCGUUAGCCUGCGCACUCAUCCUGCUAGUACUGUUGGGUAGUUUGCAGGCAGCAGUGCUUCCAAGGACGUUAAUCCUGUUGCUAUUAUUUUUAACGGCUUUUAUUUGGAUUUCCGUGGUCCUCAUGUUGCUCUUAGCAGUGCGCCUGCGCUGGAUUAUCUGGGACAUUUCGCACAGUUUCAUACUUAGGUUGGCAAUUACUGUGUUUACUAUUGUUCUGAUCUACACUGUCGCUCAAGUCAAUGUGUUUACUUGUAAAUCAGACCUACACUGCGCAAGUCACUCUACGGCAAACGUAACGUUGGACAUUGGAAAUGUUAUGGAGAGGGAUCACAGAGCCUGCCCAUUGCCUCAGUACAUUGUUUUGUCAUGCGCACUGGGUUAUUUAGCUGUUGCCAUAUUUCUGCGACUGCCCAUACUGCUGAAAGCUUCGUUGCUUGUCAUCAUGUCCACCGUAUAUGUUUUGUUUAUCGAGCUGUCGCACAUUGACUUGUUUUUGUGUUAUGACAAAAGAGUAACGUCUGUGAUACCGAACCAUAUAGUGAGCGUAGUCCAGGUCCUGAUGUUCGUCCUUGCCGUGCUUUUGCACGGCAGACAGGUGGAAUGGACUGCACGUCUGGAUUUUCUAUGGCAGAUCCAGGCCAACGAAGAGAAACGUGAAAUGGAUGCUCUGCAGCAUUCCAACAAAAGGAUCCUAUUUAAUCUUUUGCCCGCCCAUGUUGCCACACAUUUCUUGGACAACCAAUUUCGAAAUAAUAUGAACACGCUAUCCCAAGAGCUGUACCACCAAAGCUACUCGCGCGUGGGGGUGGUGUUCGCCUCUAUCACGAACUAUCACGAGUUCUACACGGAAUUGGACGGGAACAAUCAAGGCGUCGAGUGCCUGAGGCUCCUUAACGAGAUCAUAGCCGACUUUGACGACCUUUUAGACGAAGAAAGGUUCAAGGCGAUCGACAAGAUAAAAACGGUUGGUUCCACGUAUAUGGCAGCGGUUGGGCUUAUGCCCGAUCUGAGAAUUAUAGAUGAAGAUGAGACUACGGCUGGGAUUCAUUUAAGCACGCUUGUCGAGUUUGUGUUCGCCAUGAGGGACAGAUUGUUGAAUAUUAACGAGAAUUCCUAUAAUAAUUUUAUGCUAAGAGUUGGAAUAAACAUAGGGCCUGUAGUGGCAGGCGUGAUUGGUGCCCGAAAGCCUCAGUACGACAUAUGGGGCAACACCGUGAACGUAGCGAGCCGAAUGGACUCGACGGGGUUGCCGAACCACACGCAGGUCACCGAGGAGGUGUUCCACGUGCUGCGAACGUACCCGUACGAGUUCCAGUGCCGCGGCAAGGUGAAAGUGAAGGGCAAGGGCGACAUGACGACGUACUUUUUAAUCGACCGGAAACAGCCGGGCACUCUACGGGUCGAGGAACUGAAUAGCAUUAGAACGAACUCGAAUUUAAGCAACGCGAAUAACAUGUACGGCGGGGUUGCCACGCCUUUAGCCUUACUUCAUCACGGCGACGUCACCGGCAGGCCCAAGCACAUGAUGCCGAACCGCUCCAACUCGAGGGACGACAGCUACGGGGCCGGUAUCAGGAACCCGCUCAGGUUGCCGCCGCUACGCGAGACCGGUCCCAGAGACCAUGCGGUCAAUGGCUGUGAAAACGAACCCCUGUUGCCAAAUAUGCAGUGCAAAGCAAAUUGUUUUAAUACAAGAAGUGGUAAGAAACCUCCUCAAGAAGAGAACCUACCUCCCCCGCCUUUACCCCCGCAUAAAAACAUCUUCUCCCAAAAUAACUGGCAGGCCCAGGAAAUGAAGUACAAUCCACCCUGGCCAAGAGGUCCUAGCCCUUACACGUCAAUCAACGCCAAUCCCUUAGAUAACAUGAAGCCUUACUUAAAGCCUUUGCCAAAACCACCAGGUAAAGAAUCUCCCAACAGACAUCAUAGAAAGCAAAAUUCGGGUCCAAUUCCUCCGCCACAUCAAAGUUUUGUGCAAAUAUCACAGCAAAGAGUUCCAGAGACAGAGUUAAUUAAGAAUAAUAAGAUUCAAACGAGGCAUAAUCCGUUGGCGAACAGGCAUAGUCCUUUACAUUCUAGAAAUAGCCCACAUCACAACAGACACAGUCCACUGCAAAGGCACUAUUCUGACGAAAGCCUGGGCGGCUUAUACAGCAGCGGCGUACCUCAACGCAUACACUCCUCCGCCGACGAAAUUAGUUCCCUAAACCACUCGCCGAGCAUAAGUAGUUCAGAUGAGAGCUACAGCCGCACCACAGACGCAGACGCAUCACCCUGUGUCUCUCCUCCUCUGCCCACAGACACACAACAAUUCUUAUUCCCCUCGGACAUUCAAGUUAACCCCCUCUCUUCCCCCGAGGUCUCCCCCAGAGCCUCUCUUGACUACAUACCUCCCAAUUGCUCUCUAAGAAACAGUUCGAGUGAUAGAGCGGGUGGAAAAAGAAACAACCUACCCCCGAAUGCAGUCUUAGCUUUAGCAGCCACCUGCAACACCGUUGAUUCGUCAAUUAUAACAAGCCCCCCGGUUUUAGGCGGCGACGAAAGUUACCGAGGUGACAGCUGCACCAGCUUCGAGUUCGUCAGCAAAAAGAAACCUACCUCACUGUUGCGCGCGGCCAGCGCCAACGGACAAGUUCCUAAAUCCGCCUUCAUCAAGCAGAAGAGUCUCGAUAAGCAUGCGAGGAACGAUAGCGACUCGAUUUUGGAGUGCAACAAGUUAUCUUCGAAUUGCAAGAGAUCGCCCAGCUUUAAGGAGGCGGAAGAAAUUCGCGAGUUGCUCAGAGAGGAUGAUACGAAAACUUCGAUAUGCAGCGAUAAGAGUUUGAAGAAGGACGGGUCCUGUCAAACGGAUAAGAAGGAUUUGAGAAGGCUGAAGAUGUCGCCAUCUGGGUUUAGGGAUAAGAUUUCACCAAAUGCGAAAGUAAACAAUACAGAUAACUGCGACAACGCGAUAGCGUUCGAGCGCGAAAUCCAAAAGCUGCUGGACGAGCAGAACCUGCUGCAGAACAUACCUCCCAAGUACGAGCUGACGCAGCAGAACAAAGACCUCGCGCUCGGGCCGCUCGUAAGGUACGCGCAAACGCACCCCGCGGUGGCGGUCGCGAACAACAACCACCAGGUGGGGCUGGCCGCGAUCCAGGCGCUGGCGCUGGGUCUGCGCGUCAACCCGGCCGCAGGCAGCGUGACGUUGCAGUGCAUGUCGCCCCCGAGGGCAAGCAGCAGGGAGGGCUCGCUUAAGAGGGGCGCGGAGUCGCCGCCCGAGCUGCGCGUAACGCUUGACGCGCAGCCGCACAAGCAGCCCAAAGUGUCGCCUCUCGACAGAUCUGUUAGGUCUACUGAAGAGCAAGAUUUUGACUGUGAUAUGCGAGUGCAAAAAAAUGACGACGAUACCGAUAUUGAAAGUUUUGAAAGGGAAGAACAGAGAAUGCUCGAAGAAGCCGCUCAGGAGGAAGAGGUUAAAAGACUGUUAGAGGAAAAGGUUCAAGAGAAACUAAAAAAUCUGGAAAACGUUUUUCUGGAGAACCAACACCACGCUGAAGGCAGCAUAUCAGAGUGGUCGGAAGACGAAGAUGGAGGCGCCUCUGAGCCUUUACUCAAUGAUAGGGAGUCCACUGGAUACACAACUGACGAUCCAGCAUUGGAAAAUAUUUCUAUGUUAAAUGAGACUGGACUUACUGACGCUGAAGGCGCUCUAAGUGACGUUAACUCCGCCUACAACGACCAGAAUCACGACGCCGACAUGGACGACAACACGAGCAUGUCGUCUCGCGCCUCGUCGCGCAUCUUCGACUCGGACGCGAUGAUGUCGCUGGACUCGCUCAGCGCGCUCUACGAUUCCGAGUACGACAACUGCUACCGCACCGACGACGACCUCAACGCCGUGCCCGAUCUGGACGGCCUCAACUAUUUUUCGGUGCCCGUCAACGACGUGCACCUGCAAAACAUUCGCACCAUGAGCGAGAGCAUCACGAGGAACUUCGGCCAGCCGAGGAGCGAGACCGAUCCCGACAGCGACGUGUAG
Brassicogethes aeneus is the source of this 5892-nucleotide messenger RNA. Lineage: Eukaryota; Metazoa; Arthropoda; Insecta; Coleoptera; Nitidulidae. The record is from the annotation of a GenBank genome assembly.